UAGACAUUUGAUAGCUUCGAUUCGAGGCGGUGUUUUCAAAAAUAGUAAGAUUUUGAAAAAAAUUAUACACCACAUAUCUUCAUAACAAAACUUAAACUUAAUGAGUUAUUUUUCAGCAUUAGUAUUGCAUAUUACAGCACGGCUCUCUCAUCAGUAUUUUAAAUUCAAGCCCAUGACUCACAAAGUCUUUGUAUAUGGAACACUAAAGCGUAAUGAACCUAACCAUUAUUGGCUGACGAAGGAAGAGAACGGUUUGGGCAAGUUCAUAACGGAAGGAACCACAAAAAAUAAAUACCCAUUAAUAAUUGCAACGAAAUAUAAUAUUCCCUUUUUACUGUAUAGUCCGGGAAAUGGACACUAUGUUAAAGGUGAAAUUUACGAAGUAGAUGACACGAUGCUAAGUAAGUUAGACAUAUUAGAGGACCAUCCGAACUACUACGUUAGAGAAAUAGAUGACAUUCUUGUUACAAAAGGGGAUAAAAAGGAAACGGUAAAGUGUUGGGUGUAUUUCCUCAAGAAUUUCAAGCCAGAGUUGGUGACUUGGCCUCAGAUGGAGAGUUAUUCGUCAAAAGGAAGCCACGGACUGCCCUACAUGGAAAGGUCAAAGAGAGAUCCUCAAUAUAACUACAAAAUCGAAAUUCUACAAAAUAAGUCACCUUGACUGUUCAACUUUUUUUGUCAGUAUUUGUAUGAAUAAAGUUUUAUUUUAAUUUUUUUUAUUUACAGUAACAACGAAUCUACCGUUGAUGAUUUGGACGACGUUAUUAAAAAGUGAUAAAAUAUUGGACCUUUUUUAUUGUAUUGAUUGUAGGUAAUAAGUUUAUUAUAUAAUAUCAUAUAUAAAAUUGCAGUUCA
This is a messenger RNA of Amyelois transitella, 855 nucleotides long. RefSeq names its product putative gamma-glutamylcyclotransferase CG2811. Gene Ontology annotation, molecular function: gamma-glutamylaminecyclotransferase activity. Lineage: Eukaryota; Metazoa; Arthropoda; Insecta; Lepidoptera; Pyralidae. The record is from RefSeq and is a predicted model, not a curated record. The coding region runs from base 101 to 661 and encodes 186 amino acids. The transcript has 4 exons.